AUGGGUCCACCCAACUCAGGAGCAACAAACGGCGUCAACGGCGACUACGGUGUCCUGGAGUCAAGAGCGAACUCGAAGCCCACAAAUAAGUUCGAGCCUCCACCUGGACCUCCGGCGCCACUGGCAACUGCAGAACACCACAAACCGCUUGGGGCUGACCGUGAUGGCGUUACGGCCGCCUUCAAGCGGUUUGCUCAGUCCAUCCAUGCGUCUCAACGCCCCCUGCCCACGCAGCUUGGGGAUGGGACGGGGAAUACCAGAAGGAAGCAGACCGGCUUCAAGGUUGACUUGAAGCACCUUGGCAAGAAAGAUGUCAAGACGAUCGUGGACCUCGUCAAGAGUAAGAUCCACGGGACAGAUCCACUUGAUGACAAGACCAUGCUCAUGGAACGCAUCAUCAUGAUUGUCGCUGGGCUUCCUACCAGGUCGAGGACUCGGGUCUUGUUGACGAACCAGUUCAUCGGCGAGCUCUGGUACAGCUUAGACCACCCUGUGCUCAAUUACAUCGGUGACAAGACCAUGUAUCGCGCCGCGGAUGGCUCCAACAACAAUCCUCUGUAUCCGUCCAUGGGCGCAGCGGGAACAACAUACGCCCGCUCGGUCCGUCCUACAAUCAUGCCUCCUGGAGCCUUGCCUGACCCGGGGCUCGUUUACGACUCUGUUAUGAGACGCUCGGAAACCGGUUACAAGAAGCAUCCCAACAACGUCUCAAGCAUUCUGUGGUAUUGGGCCACUAUCAUCAUCCAUGACCUCUUCUGGACAGACUAUCCCGAUAUGACCAAGUCCAAGACGUCUUCGUAUCUGGACUUGUCGCCGCUGUAUGGAAGCAACCAGAAAAUGCAAGAUACCAUCCGCACCUUCCGCGACGGAAUGCUCAAGCCCGACGCUUAUGCCGACAAGCGGCUGAAUGGCAUGCCAGCUGGCGUCUCGGUCCUGCUCAUCAUGUUCAACCGGUUCCACAACCACGUCGCGAAGCACCUCGCACUCAUCAACGAGGGCGGCCGCUUUGCGCCACCUACCAGCCCACGACCGGACACCUUAGACCCCCAGCCAGUCAACAAUGACGAGAAGGCAGAUGAGGCUUACAAAAAGAGCCAGGCCGCGUGGAAACAGUACGACGAGGACCUAUUCCAGACGGCUCGCCUCGUCACCUCCGGUCUGUACAUCAACAUCACGCUGGUGGACUACGUGAGGAACAUCGUCAACCUCAACCGCUGCGAUACCACCUGGACGCUGGACCCGCGGCAAGAUAUGGGCCGGGAUGCUGGCACGUCCAAGGGUGCCGAGGCAGGCACGGGCAACGUCGUCUCUGCCGAGUUCAACCUCUGCUACAGGUGGCACAGCUGUAUAUCUGAGAAGGACGACCGCUGGAUCCAGGAGUUCUACGCCGACUUGUUCGGGAAACCUGCCAGUGAAGUCAACCACGUCGAAAUGGUCAGGGGCUUCUCAAAGUUCGAGCGCAGCAUCCCCGAGGACCCAGCGGAGAGGACAUUCGGCAAGUACAAGCGUGACCCAACAACCGGCAGGUUCAAAGACGACGACCUCGUGGAGUGCAUCACUUCGGCCAUCGAGGACUGCGCGGGCGCGUUCGGCGCGCGCAACGUGCCCAUCUCCAUGCGGCCGGUGGAGAUCCUGGGCAUCCUGCAGGCGCGCAAGUGGCACGUCGCCGGCCUGAACGAGUUCCGCCGGCACUUCGGCCUCAAGCCCUACGAGACCUUCGAGGACCUCAACUCGGACCCGGAGGUGGCCAGCUCCCUGCGCCACCUGUACGAGCACCCUGACUUUGUCGAGCUGUACCCGGGCCUGGUCGCCGAGGAGGCCAAGCAGCCCCUGGUGCCCGGCGUGGGCAUCGCCCCGACGUACACCAUCUCGCGCGUGGUGCUGAGCGACGCCGUCUGCCUGGUGCGGGGCGACAGGCACUACACUACCGACUACAGCCCGCGGGCGCUGACGAGCUGGGGCUUCAACGAGGUGCAGUACGACCUCAACGUCAACCACGGCUGCGUCUUCUACAAGCUUUUCCUCCGGGCUUUCCCCAACCACUUCAAGCAGAACUCUGUCUAUGCGCACUAUCCAAUGGUCAUCCCGGCCGAGAACCACCGCAUCCUGACGUCCCUCAGGCGCGCGGACCUGUUCACCUGGGACCGCCCAGUACACAGUCCCGUUCGUGUCGAAGUCGACUCAACUGAUAGCUCCAGCCAGGUCAAUCAGGCCUGGCGCGAAGGCAUCAGUUCGCUGUUGGAUAAGGACGCUAUCCGCGUCACAUCCAAGACUGGCGCACCCUCAACUAAUGGGGAGAAACGAGGUGCGCAGAAUACGUCAGGCGACGCGCUGCCGGAGGCGGCCAAGGUAUUCUACAAGCAGACGACGGAGAGAUUGCUCAAGGAGAAGAGCUACAUGCUUGGCGGAAGCCGCAUGGUUGACAUCGUGCGAGACGUAGGCAAUGUCGCAAAUGUACACUUCGCCUCACGCCUCCUCAACCUGCCUCUCAAGACCACCUCGAGUCCAAAGGGUAUCUACACCGAAGAGGAGCUGUACUCCGUUCUAGCACUGAUCUACAUCACCCUCUUCCUGAAUGAAGACGCCGUCAAGACCUUCCCCCUCAGGCAGGCGGCCAAGACCAUAAGUGAGCAGCUGGGCAAGGCCAUUGAGACCAACACCGGCACGGGCUCUCGCGGAUUCAAGAGCUUCUUCGGUGAGGCAGGCCGAGUAGACCCAGUGCACACUCACGGUACAGGCUUGAUCAAAGGCUGGGGCAAGGGCGGCUUGAGCGCGUCUGAUAUCGCCUUGGGUCACAUCUUACCCACAGCCUCUCACAUUGUCGCGAUUCAGGGCUCGCUGUUUGCCCGAGCUGUGGACUUCUACCUCUCUCCCGCAGGCAGUGACCAUCUUCCUGCAAUUCGAGCCCUUGCCAGCCAAGCAAGCUCGGAUGCGAACACCAGGGAGCUCCUGGGCUACGUCAUGGAGGGCAUCCGUAUGUCGGGAAGUUCUUCUACCUCGGAGGACAGACUCGACUCCGAGGAUUCCCUCAAGGUGACACCAACAAGGCCCUCGGAGGAACACGGCGACUACGGAUUGGGCUCCAACCCUCACCUGUCGCGCGACGUGCACACCGCGGCCCUGACAGAGAUGUUCCGCGCCGUGUUCAGCAAGAAGAACAUCCGGCGCGCCCCGGGCCCACAGGGCGAGCUCAAGAAGGUCGCGCAGGCGGACGGGUCGUGGGCCUACCUGACCGAGGACUGGAGCAGCAUCACGCCUCUGCCGACCUCGAUGCGGUUGUGCUGGGACGAGGACUGA
Molecule: messenger RNA, 3297 nt
Organism: Diaporthe citri
Lineage: Eukaryota; Fungi; Ascomycota; Sordariomycetes; Diaporthales; Diaporthaceae
Exons: 4
Coding region: 1-3297 (1098 amino acids)
Biological process (GO): response to oxidative stress
Molecular function (GO): heme binding; peroxidase activity
Source: RefSeq, a predicted model, not a curated record